CAGUAUUUUCCGCUUCGCCGACAUUUCCACAUACAGCCCGUGGUGAGAAGUGUUCACUGAGUUUCUAUUAACAGGAAUCGCAAACCAUCGCUAUGGCUGGAUUAUCAGUAGCAGUCAUCUUGCUAUGUUUGCUCAACUCUGUGUUUUCGCAAAGAAUGUUCCACAUCAGUGGACCUGUUGGAAAUGAGAAUAACACUUGUGGAGACAGCUUUACACUGGCUCCACGUUCAACAGAAAAUGUUACUCUGGUUGCCAACGGACGCCUUUCUAAGGGUUUCUGUGAAGUCACCAUUGGAAUCAACAACUCACAGCGAUGUAAACGACAAAUCUGUAUCCAGGGAGCUGGGACUUUGACAAGCUCAGGGAUUAUUUUCCACAUAACACCCACUCCAGGUUCAAUGACUGAGUACCGGGGACCUAACUACUCAGAACUAGAGAUGGAACACUGUUUUGAUGCUUACUCACUAUUUAUCAACAUAUCAGAACCAGCCUCAGUCGGCCAUAACUUUAACUUUCAGCUGUUUCUUCGUCCAUCUUGUAACGACAGCAACAAUGCAGAUCAAAUAGCCUUGUCUGAUGCAGAUAGUCGUGCUAUAGAUACGGUGGCUGAAUUAGAGCGAGCCUGGACACUAACCACGGUGUAUGGAGCUGUAACAGGAGUGUGUCUAGCUUUCUUCUUUCUUAUCAUUCUCUUCAUCACCUACUGCUAUUAUAGAUCCUACCCCUACGGCAACAAGAAACGUGAAAAACAGAAAACUGCUAACAAAAAAGAGGGAACUACAAAAAUUCAGGCAAGAGAAAUGGAGGAAAUGAAAUUACUGGAGACUAAGGAGGCUGUGGGAGAUUCCUCAGGCCUGGGCUUAUCUGAUAAUGAUGUAAUAGACCUGGAGGAGGGAACCAGUCAAAAUAAAGAGGAACCAGACAAAGAAGAUACCUUAACAAUGGAGAAAGAAACCAAAAAAGUGGAGGAAAAUGAAACAAAUGUGGAGAAGAAAAUGGGAAAUGACUUUGUAAAUGUGGAUCUGGAAACACCAGAGCCUGAUGAGUCUCAGAAGUCUGCUUCAUUAGACUCGGAUUAAUUAAAAUUAACAUUAAAUUAGGUUCAAUAAUUCCUAUUUGCAGCAUGUGAAAAUUAUAGUGUUUAAUACAGACAUGAGACAAUUUCUGUAAGUGUAUAAAUGUAAAUAUAUAGAGAUUUAAAAUUGCUAGAAUGUCAGAAUAUCUGUUGUCGUGAUUGUAAACUGUGUCUAAAUGUCGAUUUGUGAAAUAGAUAAAGAGUGUGUUUUUGGAAGAAAUGAAAAAUACAGUAUUGAACUGGA
This is a messenger RNA of Saccostrea echinata, 1319 nucleotides long. RefSeq lists its product as uncharacterized. The transcript is spliced from 6 exons. Bases 93 to 1079 code for a protein of 328 amino acids. NCBI's taxonomy places the organism in Eukaryota, Metazoa, Mollusca, Bivalvia, Ostreida, Ostreidae. The record is from RefSeq and is a predicted model, not a curated record.